Molecule: messenger RNA, 737 nt
Organism: Mytilus trossulus (common blue mussel)
Lineage: Eukaryota; Metazoa; Mollusca; Bivalvia; Mytilida; Mytilidae
Exons: 4
Coding region: 1-597 (198 amino acids)
Source: RefSeq, a predicted model, not a curated record
AUGUCGUCUGCUAUACAAAGUGCUCUUGCAGAACUUAAUUUGCAAAUCUUUCAAAAGUUUAAUGAUGAGAGGAUAGAUGAUGACACUUUUCAGCACCUUACUAAUCAAGACUUUAGCAGACUAGGUGUUGAAACUAUUGGUGAUAGAAUAAGUACUACUAUUACUAAUAAUUUAAGUACAGGCGCCACCAAUAGUUUAGAAGCCUUGGUUUCAUCAACAGAUGAACAGACAGACGAAGUCAUUGAUCACUUAAAAAUAAAAGUUAUAAUUUCAUCAGAGGACAAUUUACCAAAUGGUUACGAGCGCAUCACAUAUUGUAGUGAUGUGGCAGUGCCACGCAAAUGGCUUAUUCAAAUCCUUGGAGUUUGUAAGGGGAAAUCAAGUUCCUACUGUGUAAAAAAGUUUAUUGAUGGUUUUUUUGAGCCAGAAGAAUUUAUUCAUUUAUCAGCAUCCAAGGCAGUUGCCACAAUGCCAGUUAUGAAAGCCAUUAGAUUAUAUGCUAUAAACAAACUGAGGAUGAGGGAUGCGGAAUUCACGAGUGCUUUUAAUUCCAAAAUAGGAACUUUUAAAGAUCAGUUAAAAUGGAGAGAAGAAUAGUGAAAGAUCAUUGAACAUUUAAAUUGUGCGGCGGUUGGACUUUAAUUGCCAUUGUUUCCUGUACAAUAACUUGAAUAAGUAUAGUUGCAGAUUAGGACAAAAAGAUGUGUAUUUCCUAUUUCCCGUAACCCUCCUUAUUU